This is a messenger RNA of Zea mays, 1647 nucleotides long. RefSeq lists its product as uncharacterized. The record is from RefSeq and is a predicted model, not a curated record. The transcript is spliced from 5 exons. NCBI's taxonomy places the organism in Eukaryota, Viridiplantae, Streptophyta, Magnoliopsida, Poales, Poaceae. Bases 347 to 1291 code for a protein of 314 amino acids. Gene Ontology annotation, biological process: regulation of alternative mRNA splicing, via spliceosome.
UACUCAACCAUUAACACUUGCAUACAUCUCUGGAGGCUAGAUCUAUUUAAACGUCACGGCAGGUUGUAUUAUAAGUUGUUUGGCCUGAUCUAUACCUAGUAUCAGAUUGAGUUAGAUCAGUGAACAGCCGUUGCCCGUCGGCCGCCGCCCCUCCCUCCGCGCCCUCCCGACCACCGCUCCUUCCCCGCCUUCCACCUGCGCUGUCCGCCAGUCCUCCUCCACCUCGCUCCGGCACGCAGGGCCCACAAGAAGCGCCCCUUCCAGAAGUUAAUCCGCCCCGGUUUGACUAGGGUUUGUCCCGUCUCCUAAUCGAUCAGAUUGGCAGGUAACUGCCGUUGCCGCCGCGAUGAAGAGGUACGGACUGCAGCUCCGCACGAAGCCGCCAUCGUCCUCGUCGUCACGCGCGCCGCCACCUCCCGCCCGGCCCCUGGCGGCCUUCGCCGACGACGAUGACGAUGAUGUGGAGGCAGAAAUCCUCCGCCAGGCGGCCAAGAAGCGCUCCCUCCAGAAGGUUGAGGAGCAGCAAAAGAAGGCCAUGGAGGAGGAUCCCUCGGUGUACGCCUACGACGAGCUGUACGACGAAAUGAAAGAGAAGGAAGCCCGCCCUAAGAUGCAGGAUAAGGUCGUCCGCGAGUCAAAGUAUAUUGCACAACUUAAGGAAAAAGCAGAGCUACGCAAACGAGAACAAGAUAUAAUAUACGAGAGGAAGCUUCAGAAAGAGAGAAGCAAGGAGGACCACCUUUUUGGGGACAAGGAUAAAUUUGUAACAUCAGCCUACAGGAAGAAACUUGAGGAGCAGCAAAAGUGGCUUGAAGAAGAAAGAGUGAGGCAGCUUCGAGAAGAAAAGGAAGAUGUAACUAAAAAGAAAGACCUGAGUGAUUUUUACUUUGGGCUUGUGAAGAAUGUUGCUUUCGGUGCACAGACACAUGAUAACACAAAAUCUGGUCACCCUCUAAAGGCGGACAAUAAACCUGAGGAUACAAAUACUAGUAGCCUUGAUGCUGAAGCCUCUGAACCUUCUCCAAAGCGUAGAAGAGAAUCCAGUAUAGAAUCAGAGAGGACUAAGAGUAUGGAUAUGGAAGAGCCGUCGGCAAGUCGAAUGAGGGAUUCAACAGUUGCUGCAUCUACUGAGAAAAAUGCUGCUGAUGUUUCAUCACAUGCUAAAGAGAUCCCACAAAACAUUCAGCCAGCAAAGGUUACUGAUGAUCACUACAAGAGAAGUGAUGGCGCACUUGCUGCUGCUAGAGCGCGAGCACUGGCCCGAAAGAAAGCGAAGGACCAGCAAUUGUGAAGUACAAGGCAGAAAAGUUUACCGAUCCUUGAGGUACAAUUUCAUGUUUUAUUCAAUAGGAUCGUGUAAAGAUGUCAUCUGAAAUGAUCUGAUAGCUCCCUUGCACUUUAAGAAGCAUUUUUUAUUGUGGUUGAUGUGUAUCUAUGUUGUAAAAUGACCUCAUCAGAUGCCAUCUUCUGCCAGUAACUUUGGUGUUUUGACACGUCAACUGGUUUGAACUUAUAUGGCCGUGCAAUAGACUGUUUUGCACUGUAGAAUGUACUGAGUUUGAAAUAGAAAGUGUGAUAGUGAGAUAUACUGCUCAGAACAUUUCAUGAAGUAACCUGGCAAGUAUGCAGAUGUGUUAUUUUUAUCAA